Messenger RNA from Penaeus chinensis, 1669 nucleotides. RefSeq names its product beta-1,4-glucuronyltransferase 1-like. NCBI's taxonomy places the organism in Eukaryota, Metazoa, Arthropoda, Malacostraca, Decapoda, Penaeidae. Bases 95 to 1297 code for a protein of 400 amino acids. Gene Ontology annotation, molecular function: glucuronosyltransferase activity. The transcript is spliced from 6 exons. The record is from RefSeq and is a predicted model, not a curated record.
GGUAACCGCUAACACCUGUACAAAGCCUCCACAGUUUCUCUUUCGCGUUAGUAUUGAUCGUGUUUUCACAUCGUAACUAGUGGCACUCCCUGAGAUGGGUUUGAAUCGUCGAGAUUUCAUAGUACUGUCCCUGGUGAUGUUGCUAUUUAUGGCAAAACAGAUGUUCCAUGACGAGAGAUAUAAAAGAAGGCUUUACACUCUCUCGCCUGCACACCCAACCUAUAUGGUGUCCCAGGCCUUUGCCAAUGUGGCUGAAAAGGGCAAAUACUCCAGCCACUCCUUUGUCUGGCCCGCUACACGGUGGGAGGAAGUUACCCGCAGUUCUCGGGUGUGUCUCGUGACCCAAGGCAGCGUCGACCGCAUUUUCUGGGUGGCUCGACAGGCUGAGGCUUUUAGAGGGCCAGUGUCCAUGGCCAUCUAUGCCCCAGGCUUUGAUUAUGCCGUGGCCCUUGCUAUGGUAUCUUACUUGAAAUACUGCUUCCCCGCUGUUCAAGAGAACGUGUCCUUCCAUAUAAUGUACUCAAGGAAGUAUCCCCCCAAAUUCUCCACUGAAUACAAGGCACCUCCUCUUAGUUGUUCUGAUCCGGAAGGGGUAAACAGACUCUUGAUGGUUCUUCGGGGCAAAGAAAAUAGCAUAAUAAAGCAUUACCCUCAAAAUCACAUGAGGAACCUGGCUCGGCGAGCUUGCCCUUGUGAAAACGUCCUCACCGUCGAUAUUGACAUGGUGGCAGCACCCUACAUGAAUGCAAUGUUGUCCAAUUUUCUCAAUACUACGAAGCAGACUACGCCAUGUAAAAAAUGUGCUUAUGUGGUACCACUCUAUGAAAUCCAGGAUGAUGCUGAGUUUCCAAGGAAUAAGACUGAACUUUUGGAUUUGCUACAAAAUCACAGAGCUCGGAUAUUCCAUGAGAAGGUGUACAGCAAAAAUCAGGGAAAUGCUCGAUUCCAUGAAUACUGGGAGAUACAACCAGACAAAGAGGAUUCAAGAGAAUAUCAAGUCCUUUAUGAAAUCGAAAACUACGAGGAGCGCUGGGAACCGAUUCUUGUUUUGCCGAUCAGUGCUCCUUUCUUUGACGAGCGAUUCGUAGGGUUUGGGUGCAAUCGCUAUAGUCAGGUUUACGAGCUCCAUCUACGCAAAUACAAUUUUAGGGUUUUGGACACGGCCUUUCUCGUCCAUCGCGGAUUCCAGACGAAAGCGAAAUAUCCUCACUGGCGCCCCAGGGAGAUUCAGGAGAAUCUAGAACGGUAUAAAGAGUUCAAGAAUGAAAUUCAUAAGAAACUAAAGAUUAAACUUUAAGUGGAUUCGAAACCGUGUUGUUCCACGCCUAUUGUACAUAUUAAGAUGUUUUGUGGAAUAUAUGGAAGGAGGAAGAUUACGCAAACAAAGUUUUCUUCUGUAAAAGAUAACUACUUCAGCAAUGAUAUCCAUAUCUGAGGAAUGGUAUGUGCAUCACUGGUUUUCUUAAAAUAAGAACUUACUGUUUUCUAGGUAUUUUCACAUGUGCAAAAAAAUAAUAAGACCCUGAAGUAGACAGGGAAAUGUUUGUACAAUCUUAGUUACGUUCAUUCCUUAAUCAUAAUUGUCAUUCCUUUACCGAUAGCAUAUUCAGAUACUGAGAAGCUAAAAAAUGAUGUGACUAAUUUAUACUCAAUAAAAAGACUUAUAACA